CCAGAUUUCAAACAAGAAAAUCCUAGAGAAGUAUUAUCGACGUUAACUAGAAAAGCAUUCAAAGCUCGAACUUUUAUGAAUUAUGAUGAAAAUGAUACCGAAAGCGCCGAGUUAUUCAGACAAUAUCAAUGUACUGCAUACAAAACACUCUGUAUUCUAAUAUGCAGUACAAAAUCUGAUCUAAAAUUUUAUACUGGUUUACUUUUUCGAGAAAAUCCUUUAAAAAAGGAAAUAAUCUGGCGAAAUAUAAUAGAUUGCAAAAGGAUUUAUGAAUUUCCUCAAGAAUUUGAAAAUUACCCUAAAACCAAAAAGCAUUUGGUAGAAAUUCGUAAAGCAGCGUCAGCAGACUCAGAAGAACUCAAUUAUCUUACACAACAGAGUAUUUUCUCUUCCAGUUUGAGUCAGGACAUCACAGAAUUUGAUAUGACCCACAACGUUGUACGUCGACAUCCGGUGGACCACAAAACAAAAGUUGAAAAUUUUGGUACACAAAUUUAUCUUACAGAGGAUUUCUUGAAUGACCAUGAGUGCAUGAGCAUAAUCUGUGGUGUAAUAGGCCACAUGGUCACUAAGGGUAUUUCUCCGCUAGCACAAAAUCAAUCUCAUGGCAUUAAUACUAAACAAGGUUCCAGUGUACCAGUAAUGCCCUCCUGGAUGGAGGCUCUAGUGCAGGUUUUGGCUAAUGCAGAGACUCCUGUAAACAUACGUUUAUUUAUUAUGCGAAUAAUUGAUAAUUGUCAGAUAGUAUUUCGACCAUACGCACAUCAUAUUUUAACUCCAAUAUUAGAACUACUUGUUGACGAAUGUGCUGGAUCUACUAUUAAUCAUUUUGUAGCCGACACGGUGGCAUUGAUGCUUUCUUGGCAUGACGUCGCUAUUCCGUCAUCUACUAGUAUCCAACGAAAUAUUGCGAGCCAAUUUAUGUAUUUUUUAAUGAAAAAUGCAUACCAUGAACGACGUGCAAUAUAUAAGCUCAACAUGGAAAUAAUUAAAAGUGUUGUGGAAAUUUGGAAGACUUGUCUAGAUUUUCCACUUCAAUACUUGUACCUUGCUCUUGAAAAUCCCGUGAAGGACAGUAAAACUAAUAUGGGAAUUGAAUUAGCCGGCAUUCUUUUGGCAAAUAAAAUAAUUCCUUGGCCUGAUUCUAAGAAGGACGAUUAUUAUAAAGCAUUAUGCAUGCAAUUUAAUAGCAUGGAAUCCAUUACAUAUAAACCCUGCAGUGAAGUUAUCGGAAUGGUUCUAAACUUAAGUUCUUUAGGGUCAGCUGAAAAUAUUCUUCUGAGUUCAGUAAACAGAAGACUAGAUUAUUUGAGAAGAAAUAAUACAGAUAUAUUUAUUAUUUGUCUUUAUGGCAUUGCAAAACACUAUCCAGAUAUUGCAUAUCCUUAUAUUACUUAUGUCAUUUUCAAUAUUUCAAGAGCAAUCGAUUUGCAGAAAACAAUGUUAUUGCAAAUUCUUUUGUCAGUAUUGGAACUAAAGGGUGAAGAGUUUUACUCCGAUAUUAAAACUUUGGAUUUUGAUUUACUUUUAAAAGAUAAAGAUACAGUUAUUUUAGCUUUAAAAAUUAUUCACAAACUAUUACCAUUUUUGCAAAAUGAUUUGAACCGGCCUUCAACUUUAAUACAAAAUGCUAAACGCUUGAUAAGUUCAGAAGAUACUAAUUGUAGAAGCGUUGUUUACGACAUAGCUAUGACUAGUUACAAAAUAAUACAAUUUAAAUCAGAUUAUGAUAUAUUGCAAAAUGUCCAGUAUAUAUUACUUUUGGGUCUUUUGGACUCAGAUGCUCAAUUGAAUGAUAAGAUGCAAACAUUCUGGCAAAGUGAAAAUGCUUUGCCUAAAACAUAUGAUGCCAUUUUCAAGUAUCUUAUGAGUAAUUUAUAUGAUGAACAUUUAGAAAAGAAUUUUAUUCAGUAUGGUGUUACAAUACUGCUGCAAAUAGCAUUACAAGUUAGUGAUAUCCAGAGAAAUAUUUUUGAACAUCCUUUAUCUGAAUGUACCUUCAAAAGCUACAGUGUUGAGGAUAACUGGCACAUAAAGAAUUCUGCAACUGUGCCAUUGUUUGCAGAAUCUUUUAUUCCCAAAAUGAAGAGUAGAAGUACAGCCACUAGGAGUACUCAAGUUUACAUUGGAUCUCAAACUAUAGCAGCUUACUUUAAAUCGAAUAUAGCAAAAAUUCCUAUGAUACAAGCAACUCAGCAAGAACAAUUACAAUUUGCACCGACUUUUGAUUUGCAAAAUACACAGCCUCUUGAUGUGAGCCAUGACACAUUAAACUAUCUAAUGUUUGAUGCGGAUAACGAAGAAAUAAAAGUAGAAGACCUUGGAAGUCAGCAAUUAAAAGACUCAUUUUUAAAACUUCGAAGGCGAUUGCUUAAAGAUAAAGAUAAAGCAUCACAACAAUUUGCAGCAAGGGCUAUUGCUAAAAAGAAAAAAGACAGACGUAUUUUGACAAUUAGAUCAAAGAUGAAAACUUCAAAAGUAACCAUGUAUCGGCAAUAUCGUAUUGGCGAUUUUCCCGACAUUCAAAUAACAAAUGCAGCCAUUUUGCUUCCAUUAAAAGAACUUGCAAAGCGCGAUUCCAGCAUUGGUCAAAUUGUAUUACAUUCUAUCUACAUAGGCAUAAUUGCGGAAUUAGAUUCUGAAUCACAAAAACAUUUUAUCAAGGAAAUUAAUCAAAGUAUAGAAAAUAUUUUCAGAAAAAGUCAGUUAUGUAAUUCUAAUAUUAUGCGCACUAUAUUCGAAAUGGCACUUGAAUACCCAAAACUAAUGAAUAUUGGACCAGACGUUAUUUCUUUAGUAUCUCAUACAAGCCAACUGUUGUCAUUGGGUGCCUUAUUAUUAGAAAACAGACUUAAUGGUGAAUUUUUAGAUAAUGAAUGUGCAAACAAACGAUCUACAAUAGAGGACAAUGAUGAAUAUAACCAUUGGUUAAAACUAGCUGGAAUUUAUCAAUCAAUGGCGGACUAUGACACUACUCAAGGUAUAUUUAUGAAGGCAUUAGAGUGCAAUGAAGAUUUUGCCCGAGGUUUAGAAUUAGAAUAUAGUGGUGAUUAUUACAUGGCUAUGAAAUGCUAUGAAAGAGUUGUAUCGGGGACAUCAAGCGCAAUAAAUGAAACUGAAAGGCAAUUUCAUAAAGAAUGUUAUUUCAAUUCUUUUGCUAAACUUGGGCAUUGGGAUGAUCUGAAUAUUGGUAUAAAACGGCAAGUGGAUUCUUUGGAUGAGAUGUGGACUGAACAAUGGGCACAGGAAAAACUAUUUCCAUUACUCAUAACAUCUGAAAUUCAUAAAGCUAUUAAUAGUUCAGAAAAUUCAGAGUUCAGUUUUUUUUUGAGUAGUUGGUUGAGUGAUUCAGAGAAAGCAGCUUAUUUAAAAACAAAUUUUAGUGAAGAGUUGUCUAUUUUUAAUAUUAUUAAUGGUGAUAUAUUCGGAGGAGGGUACUAUUUGGAACAAAAAUUAAUUAUGUUCUUAAAAGAUUGGUCAAAUUUAAAUUUUUAUCGAAUGAACUGCGAUUAA
This is a messenger RNA of Ctenocephalides felis (cat flea), 3513 nucleotides long. RefSeq names its product DNA-dependent protein kinase catalytic subunit-like. Gene Ontology annotation, biological process: double-strand break repair via nonhomologous end joining. NCBI's taxonomy places the organism in Eukaryota, Metazoa, Arthropoda, Insecta, Siphonaptera, Pulicidae. Bases 76 to 3513 code for a protein of 1145 amino acids. Gene Ontology annotation, cellular component: nucleus. Gene Ontology annotation, molecular function: protein binding. The record is from RefSeq and is a predicted model, not a curated record. The transcript is spliced from 12 exons.